AGAGAGAGAAUGGGCUUUUGGCAACUUUAAUCAUGAAAAAAAGGAAAAAGAGAAAGUAAUUCCAGCUACGUACUAAUUAACCUCAGGCACACCUGACAGGUCUUUGACCCCAUGGGAAAAGCAGCAGAGAGAGAGAGAGAGAGAGAACAGGGAAGGGCGCCAUAAAUCUCUCAUUGGCUUGGAAGGUUAUAGUGUAACAACUCAGUGAACUGGCUCUCAUCUGUGGUCUUUUCCUCCCUUCUUCUCCCUCUCCCCUCAGCUCUUCCCUUCCUCCUCCUAGCCCCACAUUGCUCUUUUUUUUUUUCCUACUGGUGUGACUGGAAAGACUAUAAGAAUGCAGCCUACUGGGUUGCAGCUGUGAUCACUCCCAUCUCUUCCUGAGAAGAGAAGAGUGAACCCAUCUCUCCCUCUGAGGUGGAAAUGAGGAAGCAUGGGUGGCAGCUUCCUUACCAUCCUCUUCAGGUGGUGGCAAUAGCUGUUUUUCUAGCACUGGGUUUUGCUUUCUAUGUGUUCUUUGCCCCUUUCGUGGGGAGGAAGCUCUUUGAGUAUGUUAUUAUUGGGCUUUACACUCCAUUGGUGACAUGCGUCUUUUGUCUGUACGCUUGGUGUGCUGCUGCAGAUCCUGGGGACCCAGGAAUUUUCAAGUCAAAGAAGUAUCUUAAUAUAGAAGACAAUGGAAAGCAAACUCAUCCCAAGAUAUCUAGACAAGGAGCUGAAUUGAUUUCCUCAAUCAAUGAAGCACAUGCUGCGACAGCAACAGGAGUUAAGCCACUUGAUAUGGACCACACUGAUGACACUGGGGGAAAAUCAUCUGACAGACCUGAAAAGAAAAAAACAUCUUCUUGUCGCAUGCAUGUUUUGAUGGUUUUGUUCAGCUGGUGCCCUCUUUCUUUUGUAUGCGGCCAGCACCAUUCACAUGAGCAUUCUUCUGAGUGGCAAACAAGUGAGGAUGGCAUGUUUUACUGCACCCUUUGUGAAGUUGAGGUGUUCAAGUAUAGUAAGCAUUGUAGAGUUUGUGACAAAUGCGUUGAUGGCUUUGAUCAUCACUGCAGGUGGCUCAACAACUGUAUAGGCAGAAGAAAUUAUCGAAGGUUCUUCAUUCUCAUGGUUUCUGCACUUGUUUUGCUUAUUCUACAGUGGUCGAUAGGAGUCCUCGUGUUGAUUCUUAGUUUUAUUGAGCGGAAGCGAUUUUCUGGAGAGAUAGCCUCAAAGUUGGGAAGCAGUUUCUCUUUAGUACCAUAUGUUGUUGUGGUGGGUUUUUGCACCUUCUUAGCAAUGGUUGCCACUUUGCCACUUGCUCAACUUUUCUUCUUCCAUGUUCUUUUGCUUAAAAAGGGAAUCAGCACCUAUGAUUACAUCAUAGCCUUGAGGGAGCAGGAGCAGCAAGGUGUUGGUGGUCAGCAGAGCCCUCAAAUGUCUCCACUCAGCUCUAUUACUGGAAUUAGCAGCGUUAGUUCCUUCAGUACACUUCAUCGUGCUGCAUUGUGCACUCCUCCACGAUUCUUUCUUGAGGAUCAGUUUGAUGUUGUUCCUCCCGAAAUUAGCAUGUCCACAACUUCUGCCAGCAAGAAGAUGGUAACAGAAGAGUCAGCAAGGAAAAGGAAUGCUGCAAAUGUUAAAAUCAGUCCUUGGACCUUGGCACGAUUGAAUGCAGAAGAAGUUUCAAAAGCAGCUGCACAGGCAAGGAAGAAGUCUAAAAUCCUGCAGCCUAUUGGAAGACAAGAGAUGCCGUUGGGGCAAGAAACAGAUACUAGCUUUGGCAGUGGCAGCAAUCGGAAGGUUAUAAAGGCUGACAAUUGGAGAAAGGCUAACAAGAGAGGUAGGAUGUCCAUUGGCAUCCCUCUAGAACCACCUGCAAAAAUAUUUGCUAGUGCUACUAAGAGUAACUGCAGUGACCUGGCUCUGGAGACAUCCAGCAAUUUUGCACCUUUGCAGCUUGAAGCACGGAAUGCUUUCCAGACAAGCCAAGCCAUGUCAUCUACUGGAAUGGUUGCAUCUUCUCCAGAUAGCAGUUUGGGCUCACCCGAUCUCCGUCUACUCCAUGUCUUUUCCUCUGCAGCCGAAGAUGCACAGGGCCCCAAAUCCUUCUCGGCAUGUGCUGCCAUCCAUAAGGGAAUCCAGCUCUCAAGAUCAACCAGUGAUGGAUAUGAAGCAUCCGGCGGUGAAGACAGUGACCAGGUUCCAUCCAGAAUUGUGCACAGAUCUGUCAAUUGGAGUAACCUGAUCUUCAACUCAGAUCAAGGUUACAUGGAAGAUAAAUUGAAAGUAUCAUCCUUGGCAAGCCUGCAAUCUGACAAGCAACUACUUUGAUCAAACAUAGUGGCUGAGGUUUGUAUAUUUUCAUUCCAUUAGGAGUAAAGAUCAUGGAAUCGCUAAGUCAGUGUUCUGUUCUGCCUGAAUGGAAUCAUUUUAGUUGGUGACUUGAUCACCAUUUUCUGUCCUGAGAUUCUGGAAAAAAGUGUUCUGUUUAAAGGCAAUAGCUCUGGUCGUGUGUAGAGUUAUCUGGCUCAGAAAUUGUGGUCCGGACUGACCAGAUGGUUUGCUAUGUUCGAUCUUGAAAACUUAGCAGUUAUUUUUCUUGCCUUUACUGUGCUGUGUCUUAUGUGUUUAUGCACCGUUGUACUCCGAAAACUUCAUUUGCCU
Messenger RNA from Elaeis guineensis (African oil palm), 2643 nucleotides. Its product is annotated as probable protein S-acyltransferase 22. Lineage: Eukaryota; Viridiplantae; Streptophyta; Magnoliopsida; Arecales; Arecaceae. Gene Ontology annotation, cellular component: endoplasmic reticulum; Golgi apparatus. Gene Ontology annotation, molecular function: protein-cysteine S-palmitoyltransferase activity. The record is from RefSeq and is a predicted model, not a curated record. Gene Ontology annotation, biological process: peptidyl-L-cysteine S-palmitoylation; protein targeting to membrane.